AUGACAAUGCACGACCCUGACCAGCUGAGUCAACCAACUGAACCCCUACGAGUGGACCAAUGUAAUCCUGUGGCGUGCGGUGUCAUUGGAACUGUUUAUUCUCUUAAAAAUUAUCCUGACGCUGUGGUCAGGGAAAUCAAAAUCGGCGACCUUCCUCCGGAUAUUAUGACAGCUUUGGAGACAGAAAUAGACAUUCUGCCUCGACUCGCACAUCAAAACGUGCUUGAGUAUCAUCAAGUUUUAACAGCCAAGGAUGUAGUCUACAUUUGCUUACCCCGUUAUUGUUGGACCCUCUCUGCAAUAAUUGCUAUUUCCGAUAUAAAAAACAAGCGUUUUUCCGAGCAGACUGUCUGCAUUAUAUUUGGUCAGAUUGCUUCUGCUCUGGCAUAUCUCCACGAUCCAAAUAAAUGUGAUAUCAAGGGAAAUCCCCUCCCAGUCUUUAUUCACCAGGAUCUCAAGCCAGACAGUAUCUUGGUCAGCGCAGACGAAACUCAAUAUGUUAUUACAGACUUUGGAUUCUGUAGAGAAGACCUAGAUAGAGGAUCUGUUGUUUUGGGUGUGCCUGAAUAUGCUGCUCCCGAGGCGCUUAUUCUUAAAAAGUAUACUUCUGCCUCUGAUGUAUGGAGCUUAGGCUGUAUUGUUUAUGAACUUAUAACUUUAAAAAGGCCUAACUUUGUAGGAACUCGCAAACCAGCCGAAGUUUUUGUCGAUGAUUGGAGUCCUAACUUAAGUGCUAUCAAGAGUACGUUUCUGAAAGAAAUGCUCAGACGCAUUUUUGUUGUUAAGCCUGAAAAUCGUGUCUCGGCUAAGGAGCUUGCAGAAAUACUUGAGACGUGGAAAAGCUCACGCUAUAUAAUUAGAGAGCUUAAGCACAAGGAGCAACAAAUAAAGUGGAAUCAGAUGCUCAUCGAUCGUUCUAAGAGAUUAGAGGAAAAUUGCAGACAGUUGAAAGCAACGCUAGAAGAUUCCAAAGCAGAAGUUAGAAACCAAAUAGAUACUAUAGCUAAACUUGAAAACCAGAGUAACGAGUCUUCUUUGAGAAUUAAACUAUUGGAAAAGGAGAUUGCUACCUUGAGAAGAACUAUAGCAUAUCUAAGUCCCACUACUGAAAGCGCCUCGUCAACUACUCUUAUAGAUGCUGUGAAAAACAAUAGUAUUGAUUCAGUUAAGUCAUUGGUCCAAAACUUAGAAGGACUUGGCCUCCGUGACGCUACGGAUACGACAACUCUUAUGUGCGCUGUUCACCAAGGAAAGUCUGAACUUGUUGAGCUUUUGGCAACUCUAAAAAUGGGACUGCAGGAUAAUAAUGAUAGAAAUUCUCUUAUGCAUACUGCGAUUCAUGAUUAUCUCCAGGUUUCCAAGAUUCUUCUCCCACAUGAAACAGAGAUUAAAGAUGGCAACAAUAACACAGCCGCGAUUCUCACUGCAAAGGAAAGGCAUGGAGAUAUUGUGGAUCUUUUCACUUUCUUGAACAAGGAUGGUACUACAGCGCUUAUGCAGGCAGUGCUACAAAAUAAUAUUAAAGCAAUAGAUGUCCUCAUUCCCCUCCAAAAGGGCGCCAGAGAUAAUAAGGGCAUGACGGCACUAAUGUAUGCUGCUGCGAAUGGUCAUACAGAUGCCGUGCGUUUUCUUCUUGAGUACGAGAAAGGAAUAAAGGACAAAAAUGGUCAUAAUGCACUUUGCCAUGCUCUUAAAAAUAAUCACCUAGAAAUUGCUAAUAGUAUUCUUCAGCAUGAUGAUCCUACUGACACCGAAGGAGUUACAGCACUUAUGCGAGCAGCCGCGAAUAACAAUGUAGCAAUUGCAAGGCUACUUUUGCCAAUACAAAAAUGCCUAAAAGACAAUAAGGGAGCAACUGCACUCAUGCACGCAGCUAAAGCAGGUAGACUAGAGAUGGUUGACUUGCUCGCUGAGUACGAGUCCAAGUGCAGGGAUAAUAAUGGUCAGACCGCACUUAUGUAUGCAGCUUCUAAUGGCUAUUUUCAAGCAACUAAGGCUCUUCUAAAGUACGAGGUACAAAUGAAGGAUAAUUAUAAUAACACUGCGCUCUCCUUGGCUAUUAAACACAGACACACAGAGAUAACUAAGCUUCUUCUUUGGUACGAAAACGAUCCUUCUUGGACUGCUCUCAUGUGCGCUGCGGUUACUGGUGAUUUUGAAACAGCUAGGAGGCAUAUCAGUGAAAGAGAUCUAGUGGACAAUAAUGGGAGAACAGCUUUAGAUCUUGCUAAGGAAGCAGGACAUGGAUCAGUUAUUGAAAUUCUUGACCAUCUGGAUGAAAAGGGUUUUACAGCUCUCAUGCGGGCUGCUGCGCAAGGAGACCUGGAUAUGGUAAAGGUUCUCAUUCCUGUUCAGAAGGGCAUGCAAACUGUUACAGAUGGAGAAUGCUCUUGUAAAAAUGAUAAGUACUGGUUCAAUAAGGGCACAACGGCACUUAUGCUUGCUGCCCACUAUGGUCAUGUAGACAUUGUAAAGGAGCUUGUGAAGCAUGAGUACAAUGUGCACGAUACUCGUGGCCGAACUGCUCUCAUGAUAGCCGCUGCAUGGGGGAAGAUUAAUGUUGUAAGGGAUCUUAUACCUUUUCAAAAAGGGAUGCAAACCACUGGUGAUGGAGAAUACGAAGCUGGGGAGCAGGGAUUUUGGUUUAAUAAAGGCUCUACAGCACUUAUAUUUGCCUCAAGACAUUGCAGACUAAACGUUAUCAAAGAACUUAUAGAACAUGAAAGCCGAAUGCAUGAUGAGUUUGGUGGAACCGCUCUCAUGUGGGCUGCACGACAUGGACACACCCAAGCUAUUUCACUCCUAAUGGAGAGGGAAGGUCGAAUGCAGAAUGAACGAGGGUGGACAGCUCUGAUGUGGGCUGUGCAUAGUAUUAAGUUAGAGGCUGUGAAGCUACUAAUAGAGUAUGAAAAGGGAAUGAAGAGUACACGUGAAUCAGAAACUAUUCAGCAUAAUUCAAGCAGUCUUUCUGUUAUUUUCAAUGUAAUACCGGACUCCUUUCCCUCGGGCUCAACAGCACUUGCGAUAGCUAAGAAAUGCAGCAAACUAUUCGUUGGAAAUUAUCACCCCAUUAUCAAUCUUCUUUCUCAGUAUCCUGAAGAACGUUAUUAG
Molecule: messenger RNA, 3111 nt
Organism: Giardia duodenalis
Lineage: Eukaryota; Fornicata; Diplomonadida; Hexamitidae
Product: Kinase, NEK
Exons: 1
Coding region: 1-3111 (1036 amino acids)
Biological process (GO): protein phosphorylation
Molecular function (GO): protein kinase activity; ATP binding; protein binding
Source: RefSeq, a predicted model, not a curated record